CUAAACGUGUCCUAAAUCACAUGUUCGAUGUGCACAAAUUUAGUGUUCCAUUUCCAGAAAGAUUAACCGAUCCUGCCGGGUUGUUAAUUGAAUUAGGACGUAUUGUGGGGGAAGAACGCUGUUGCUUGGCUUGUGGUCGUCAGUUUUACGGUAGUUGUGUGGAAGGAUCAAACAAUGCUCGGAUCUCCCUGUCUGCCGUCCGCAGUCAUAUGUUGGACAAACCUAGCCACAAACAAGUAUGGUUUGGAGUAGAAGACCCAGUCCAAGUGGCAUUAUUGGUAGCUAAGGCAGAAGAAGAGUCAAAUGACGAUUGCAAGAUAAAUUACCCUAAGGCUGCUCUUGCAGGUGGUGAGCUGUUUAGUCAGUUUUACGAUCAGUCAGUCCUUGCACCAUCUUUCAUACUUUCAGAUGAUGAAGACGUUUAUGAAGUACGGUUACCAUCUGGUACUGUUCUAGAUGGAGCUAAAUUAUUGAACCGUGAUAAUGGACAGAAGAGCGUUUCAAUACGACGUCCAGACUUCAAAGCCUUAAUACAGAAUAGAUCUAAUGCCGAUUCUGAGAGACGUUUAAACGAACAAAGAAAGUACUGGGAUUUAGUAACUGGUGUCCAAGGAUCAUGUUCAUCUGAGAAUCCUAAAGUUCACUCUGAUCUGGCUUCCAUCAGUGAUGAAAACCUUAAUCUACCAUAA
Molecule: messenger RNA, 689 nt
Organism: Schistosoma mattheei
Lineage: Eukaryota; Metazoa; Platyhelminthes; Trematoda; Strigeidida; Schistosomatidae
Source: the annotation of a GenBank genome assembly